CUCGGUUGUCCCGAGCGUCAUGUCCCGUAUGGCGCAGAUUUAUCAAAAGUCAGAGUCCUUCAUGGUCGUCACUGUCCAACAAGAUGCCUGUCUUCGGUUCGGCCACUCGACACUUCCAGCUUACUCGAUGAAGGUUUUUGCUCUGCCGUACCUUAUCGCCCCAAUUACCAACCUUCGCAGCACAAUACUUAUUCAGGCCGCUAUUCAAGAGAUUCUGCAUAUUUCGCCUUCCCGAGGAGUGAUAUUAUACAUUCCCAUCGCGGAAGAAAAUAUGGCAACUAAUAACACCACCAUGAUGGGAGAAAUAGCUCGAUUAGAGCGCGAGACACAUGGUCAGGAAACGGGUGUUCUGAAGUCCCUUUCGCGGACGAUGAGCAGGAGGAUGAAAUCAACCAGUAGCCAGAGCAGACCUUUGUCAGUAGCCACCACAUCAUCUUGGACUGUUGAGAGUGACUCCCAGGAGGCAAAACGAGAUAUGCCUACAGGGUCAGAAGGUACCAAUGCUUCAAAAGAGGGGAGUGCUGCACGUUCCGGAAGAGCCUCGAGAAGGCUGCAUCAAUUUAUUUCCCGUCGAGUUCCAGAAACCUUUGAAGGGCCUAGCAAUGAUGAAUAGGUUGCUGUUCUGCUUUUUUAUCUUACUUUAGGUAUGAUUAUCCUUUUUUCUGCCAUUGUCUGAAACUACCUGGGGAUGCUUCACUGAGAAGCUCAUUACUUUGGCCGAAGGGGAUGAAGGUGCGAGUUGGACCGGCAAGUGAGUGAGAGUCGCUCGGGUUGUUCAUUCUUCAUUCGCAUAUGUGGCUUAUGUUUGGGCUUUCCUUUUUUGCACCGUUCUUUGAAUGGCUAUUCCGUUCGUUAUAUAGCUCUUAACUAGGAAUUAUUCUGUUCUGAUCUGGG
This is a messenger RNA of Aspergillus ochraceoroseus IBT 24754, 894 nucleotides long. RefSeq names its product MIF domain protein. The annotation marks the transcript as partial. Gene Ontology annotation, molecular function: phenylpyruvate tautomerase activity. Lineage: Eukaryota; Fungi; Ascomycota; Eurotiomycetes; Eurotiales; Aspergillaceae. The transcript has a single exon. The record is from RefSeq and is a predicted model, not a curated record.